CCAACGGAAGGGAGCAAGAAACAGAAGUUUCAGCAAUGGACUCCAUUUCUUCUUCUUUUUCUUUUCUUCAUCCGUUGCUUCUAAACCCUUCAAAAACCCGCAAUUCUCCAUCGAACCCUAAAUUUGUUAUCUUUUUGUUCUUUUUCUUCUUCUCCUUCUUCACGUUCUCCUUUUCAGCCUCAGAUUCUCCUUUUCAAUCCACUUACAUUCGCCUCUGCGACAACCUAGUCACCGCAUUCCCGAUCCGCCCCAAUGCCGCCGCAACCUCCUCCGCUGCCAUCGCCGACUCCCUCCGUUUCCAAACUGGCUACUUCACCAGCGCCCACCGCCUCUUCAACCGAUCCGCCGCCUCCGACUACUCCAAGCGCCUCAAUUUCCGCGUCACCUCCAUUCGCAUUACCCAAAACGACGACGUUUUCGAGCUCCGAGGCCAAAUCCUUCUUCAGCAGCGUCGGCCCAACACGAAUUAUAGAAGGUCGCUGAGGAAGGUUUACCGAGGUCACAGAGUUACGAAUUGGGGAGUUUCACAGUGGAUUCGAGCUACUCUCAGGGGGUUCUGGUCACGUUCUUCUGGUAAGCUUUGCAUGCUUGGAACAGGAUCUUAUGGUUACAAGGUGACUGAUGCUAAUGUUGUUCUUAAGCUUAGUUACCCUUUGGAUUUGAAUGUUUUGGAUCCUUUGGUUAGUGGAACCCUAGAAAGCUUUGAUGACAAGAGUAGCUUGAAUUACUUUGAACCUAUUUCAAUAUUGGCUUUGUCUCAGGGUUCGGAUUAUAGGUUUACACUAGUUGGGAAUGAGAAUGGUGGUUGUGUUGGAGGAUCUGAUGGGGAGAAUUUGCCCCUUGGAGACCUUAGCAAAGGAGCCUGCACUGUGUUUCGCGGACGGAUGGAUCAGUUUGAAUUGGAAUAUGGUAGUCACUGUGGUGAUGUUAAUUGCAACCCUAUUGGUUCCGGUGCCCAGAAGUUGCCGGAUUUCUUGUAUUUUUAUGGUAGCAGAUGUGUGACAAGACGAAGGGUUCAAAUGUUGUUGGGUUUUCCUGACACCAGUUACCAUGGUUUUAUGUUUCCAUUUUAUCCUAAUACAACGUUGAUAUCUGAGGGUGUGUGGGAUGAGAAGGCGAAUCGGUUUUGUGCAUCUGCGUGCCGGAUAUUGAACUUCACAGGAGAUUUAGGUAAUCCUUAUGUUGGAGAUUGCUCGAUUAAGCUUGCACUGAGAUUUCCUGCGGUUUUGUCGUUGAGAAACAGGAGUUCUGCUUUGGGCCAGAUUUGGAGUGACAAAGGGAUUGGUGAUUCUGGUUACUUCGGUAAAGUUGGAUUUAAGAGCUCCUUCAAGUCUGCAAGGGGUCUUCAAGGUUUCCAAUAUGUGUAUACUGAGAUUGAAAGGGUAAGAAAAUAUUGUGGAGGAAAGAUAAAUGAUAGGGGGAAGGGAAGAAAGAAGUAUCCAGAUGGAUAUUCUUCUGAUAUGCGAUUUAGCAUGACCGUUAGAAGCAACAAAGGACAAGUAGCUCCUGGUUACUCAUCACCACUAUUUGUUGGGGAAGAGAGCUAUGAAGGAAGGCUAUAUGGUGUUCCAACAAAGAUGGGAAAGCUGAAAUCACCAAGGACUGGAUCAGAUAAUUAUAGCAGUUUCUUGAACGUCAGCUAUACAAUGAGCUUUAACCCUCCACCUGAUUUCAACCUCAGUGGUCAAAUCUCUUCAGGUGAAGUUAAAAUUAGUGCUGAAGGAAUCUACAAUAGGAAUACUGGAAAUUUGUGUAUGACAGGAUGUAGGAAUUUGAGAUCAAAUGGCAAAAUACUGAUGAAGAAUGAGUCAAUGGACUGUGAAAUAGUAAUUAAUGUCCAGUUUUCUGCAUUGAAUGCAAAGCGACGUGACUCUGUUAAAGGAACAAUAGAGAGCACUAGACUAAAGUCUGAUCCUUACUAUUUUGGUCCUCUUCAGCUGUCUUCAAGUUCCAUUUACACGAGUCAGGCAGAUGCAUCAAUCUGGAGAAUGGAUUUUGAGAUUGUUAUGUUGUUGAUAUCAAACACACUUGCAUGUUUACUUGUAGGAUUGCAACUCUUACAUGUGAGAAAGCACCCAGAAGUGCUUCCUUACAUUUCGGUUGUGAUGUUGCUUGUUAUUACUCUAGGUCACAUGAUUCCCCUGAUUUUGAACUUCGGAACCUUGUUUAGCCACAGCCAGCAGACUGUGUUUCUUGGGAGUGAAGGUUGGUUUCAAGUGAAUGAAGUAGUUGUGAGGAUGGUGACAAUGAUUGCUUUCCUUCUCGAGCUGCGUCUUCUCCAUUUGACCUGGUCUUCAAGACAGCAUGAAGGAAGCCAGCCAGGUUUGUGGGUUUCCGAGAAAAAGGUUCUUUGUAUGACUCUACCAUUGUACAUUGGUGGCACACUUGUUGCUUGGUUCGUGCAUAUAUGGAAGAGUGGUCACAAGAAAGGAUCUAGAUCAUUUCGGCUAUCACGCCACAGGUUUAAGUUUCCUCUUGGUCAAGCUUACCAGUCUCCUUCCAUCUUGGAAGACUUAAAAUCCUAUGCCGGUUUGCUCCUCGACGGUUUUCUGCUCCCACAAAUAAUAUUUAAUAUAACAUCCAAAGCAGAAGGGAAUACUCUGGCAUCUUCUUUUUAUGUGGGGACAACCAUUGUUCGGAUACUGCCCCAUGCAUAUGAUCUUUACAGGGCUCACACUACUGCAUGGUUCCUUGAUUCAUCAUAUAUCUAUGCAAACCACAGAAUGGGUUUUUACUCCACUGCGUGGGACAUUGUAAUACCAUGCGGUGGUGUUCUGUUUGCAGUCCUUGUAUACUUACAACAGAGAUUUGGCAGCAGGUGCAUUCUUCCAAAGAGGUUUAGAGAGAGUUCUGUAUAUGAGAAAGUACCUGCUAUUGGUAAUGAUGAAUUGUGAUAGCUUAAACUGGUAUCAUAUUAUUGAUUGCAUUAUGUAUAAUGAUUUGUAGCCUCCAAAUUUUUGAGCUAUGGAUGGCAUAGAUUGCAGUGUCACAUACACAGUUCACAUUAUAGCAACAGAGGAUUUCUUGGCCCUGCAGGCGGCUAAUCAUAUCUUGUUACACAAAUUUUGCCCCCGUUAUUAUUACUAUUUUUUCUUUAGCUUCCUUGAUCUCGAAGGAUGUAUCACUGCAAAAGAAAGAAAGCUUUUAUUUUUCUCUCAUUUGUUAUCCCCUAAUCAAACACCAGAGUCAACAUCAAUCUGUAAUGUUGUCGUUUCUUUUCUUGGUCUGGAAUUUCUAAUGUUAUCUGAUCUUCAUAUCACUUCACACGG
Arachis stenosperma is the source of this 3269-nucleotide messenger RNA. RefSeq lists its product as uncharacterized. Gene Ontology annotation, cellular component: intracellular membrane-bounded organelle. The transcript has a single exon. The record is from RefSeq and is a predicted model, not a curated record. Bases 36 to 2894 code for a protein of 952 amino acids. NCBI's taxonomy places the organism in Eukaryota, Viridiplantae, Streptophyta, Magnoliopsida, Fabales, Fabaceae.